Molecule: messenger RNA, 582 nt
Organism: Penicillium daleae
Lineage: Eukaryota; Fungi; Ascomycota; Eurotiomycetes; Eurotiales; Aspergillaceae
Product: putative IgE binding protein
Exons: 2
Coding region: 1-582 (193 amino acids)
Source: RefSeq, a predicted model, not a curated record
AUGAAGUCCUUCAUCGCUUCUCUCGCCCUGCCUCUAUUGGCCGCGGCAGCUCCUGCCUCACAAGUCACCUCCGACGCCAACCCGCCGUUUACUGUCACGGCAGUCCGCUCCGCCUCGCCCAUCCAGAACCUGCAACUGAACGCCGCCGGACAAAAGUUCUGGCUCGGCGGCUCAACCUCAUCGUACUGCCCGACCGAAGUCGUGCCGAAGUGCCCACCAGGCAACCAGACCGUCCUGGCACCAGGCGGUAACGCUCUGGACGUCGAAGUCCCCGGCGGCCAAGAAGUCUAUGUCGACUCCACCGGCGCCCUGAGCUUCACCCAAGCCCACUCCGCCAACGUCCCCCCUGGCUCCGUCGUCGGCGCUCUCGCCUACGAGACUGGCAACUCCUUGUCGCACUAUACCUUCAACGCCUGGGGCGCAAGCGGAUUCAUGGCCUGUCCGACCGCCGACAAGCGCUGGCAGGUCUUUGUCGCCGCGACCAAUGCGACCGUGCCCUCCGGUAACGUCAAUGAUUGUCUGGGUUUCUCGGCCGUUGCGAUGCCGUACAAGGGUGAUGUUCCUGCUUGGCAGUAUGCUUAA